Messenger RNA from Paramormyrops kingsleyae, 6521 nucleotides. It is a transcript of the gene adcyap1r1b, whose product is annotated as adenylate cyclase activating polypeptide 1b (pituitary) receptor type I. Gene Ontology annotation, cellular component: plasma membrane. Lineage: Eukaryota; Metazoa; Chordata; Actinopteri; Osteoglossiformes; Mormyridae. The record is from RefSeq and is a predicted model, not a curated record. Gene Ontology annotation, molecular function: vasoactive intestinal polypeptide receptor activity; G protein-coupled peptide receptor activity; peptide hormone binding. Gene Ontology annotation, biological process: adenylate cyclase-modulating G protein-coupled receptor signaling pathway; cell surface receptor signaling pathway.
GAUAUGCGGGCUUCGCCUGACAGUGGGAAAAGCGUCAGAAUUUUUUACGGAAAAAUUACCGCACCUCAUUGACUUGCAUGUAACUCACUGCAUAUGAAACCUCGACAUUAAAGAUUAUCGGGUGCUUAGUGAAAGCUAGCUCUCGGGGUGGAUUUCUCUAAAGUUUGUGUCUUAAAAACCACUGUCCACUGUUGCAAUUCCCUAUGCCUCGGGGCACGGAAAGUGAGCAAACACGAAGUGGGCUCUCUCACCAGGGCACCCGCCCGCGGAGCUCACCGAUUGCGCUGAAAUUGCGCUGAAUCGCUGUGCCUCUGUCCCCACCCCCAUUCGGCCGAAGCUCAAUCGAGGCGUGCUGUGCUGUCGUCUGUCAUUUGGCCGACGGUGCUCCAUACGUGAAUGAACCGGGCUCCGGCGCCACAGACGGGACGGAGGAGCUCCGCUACCUGACAGCUCACCGCUCUACCGACCCUUGGAGGGUAGGAGGAUCCGCACUGUCGCCUCCUACAGGACGUACACCUUCGCUGCGGUUGCUCGACGGCACAGCCGCGCUCUGCUGAACGAAGCACCUGACACCUGGGACACCCGACACAAUGUCCGGCAAGAAGAACGGAAACGUUCUCGCCGUCCUCCUCCUUCUGCCUCUGGCCUGCUGCAUGCACUCAGAACAUGGGGACUGCGUGAUCAAGCGAGAGCAGGAGAAGUGCAUGGAGAGUAUAGCCAGUGACAACGACCCCGAUCGCCCAGGCUGCCCGUGGAUGUGGGACAACGUCACAUGCUGGCAGCCGGCUGCUGUGGGGGACAUGGUGACCAUCAGCUGCCCGGAGAUUUUUGUGGUUAUGGGCCUAGGGGACGAAGAAUUAGCCAAGGUCAGCCGCAACUGCACAGAGGACGGCUGGUCAGACACCUUCCCACACUACGCCGACGCCUGCACCAACUUUGACAACGCCACUGAAAUCGACCUGUACUAUGCGUCGGUCAAGGCGCUAUACACCGUGGGCUACAGCACUUCACUGGUGUCCCUCACCACCGCCAUGGUCAUCCUCUGCAGGUUUAGGAAGCUGCACUGCACUCGGAAUUUCAUCCACAUGAACCUGUUCGUCUCCUUCAUCCUGCGCGCCAUAUCCGUGUUCAUCAAGGACGGAGUGCUCUAUGCAGAGGAGGAUAGCAACCACUGCUUUCUGCGCACCGUGGAGUGUAAGGCAGUUAUGGUGUUUUUCCACUACUGCGUCAUGUCCAACUACUUCUGGCUCUUCAUUGAGGGCUUGUACCUCUUCACCCUGCUGGUGGAGACCUUCUUCCCUGAGCGGACAUACUUCUAUUGGUAUAUCAUCAUUGGUUGGGGGAUGCCCACUGCCUGUGUCACGGUCUGGGCGGUGCUCCGGCUGCACUUUGACGACAUCGGCUGCUGGGACAUCAACAACAACGCUGCCAUCUGGUGGGUCAUUAAGGGACCUGUAGUGGCAUCCAUUAUGAUAAACUUUGUCCUCUUCAUCGGCAUCAUCAUCAUCCUGGUUCAGAAACUGCAGUCUCCUGACAUCGGCGGCAACGAGUCCAGCAUUUACCUGAGACUGGCCCGCUCCACCCUCCUGCUCAUCCCCCUGUUCGGGAUCCACUACACGGUCUUCGCCUUCUCGCCCGAGGACGUCAGCAAGAGGGAACGGCUUGUCUUUGAGCUGGGCCUCGGGUCUUUCCAGGGAUUCGUGGUGGCUGUGCUGUACUGCUUCCUCAAUGGAGAGUUUCUCCCUAAAGGUGCAAUCGGAGAUGAAGAGGAAAUGGCGAAGCUGGACGGUGAACCGGUACUUUGCUGUGGACCUGAAGCACCGGCACCCGUCGCUGGCGAGCAGCGGGGUCAACGGGGGGACGCAGCUGUCCAUCCUGAGCAAGAGCAGCUCGCAGAUCCGCAUGUCCAGCCUGCAGGCGGAGACGCCGGCCACCUGAGCGCCUGAGAGUGGCCUCUGGAGCCUCGCCACACUCGCCGACACACACGCACACCUCACACACACUCCGGCCCGCCAUCCCAAAAACCAGCAAACCCCAUUCAAAACCUGCCCGGACCCACCAGACACCCAACAGGGGCCGGCACAGUCUCGCUUGCCUGCCUGCACCACGACCUGGCAGCUAUCGCCCCAGUGGUCACCAUACGAAUAUAUUGGAAUUGCCAAAAAAAGGCCAGUGAUAUUCCUUUGAGAAAUACGCACUGGAAAUGCCGAAUGUUCAUUUUCUUGUACAUAGUGAACGACGAGUGAAAUGUCCCUUCGUCUCAUUCUCAUUCUACUUGGACUGAAUCGAAAUGCAGGAAACUGCGAGUCGACCACUGGUCGUAGACCGCUCUUGCCCGAGGGACCACGGAGCGGGUCAGGGUGGCUGGCGCUCGGCCCAAGUGGGGUGGUGGUCAUCAGCUCGUUAAUGGCAGAGCCUGGCCGCCCAUGUGUAUCUGUACAUAAAAUCGACGUCGCUGUCUGGAAGAAAAUGACCGAUGGUCAUGGUCGUCAAUGAGGAAGCAGCCUGUCACGGAGAAAGGCGUGGUUCAGUAGGACAUGUAAAUAUCCAUCCGCCAUGUUUACCACGGUAACAGGACCUGGUUCACUGCGAUGCCGAUGUGCCCUGCGGUACCUGCAUGCGUUAAUGCGUCUGGAAUUCCGGUCGGCCUGCCAUAUUCCUGGAUUGUCAUCUUAGUGCCCCCUUCUCCGGCAUAUUUGUGAUCCGGGGUUCGGAAACAGAGACGAAUCAAAGCUCUAUGGAAAAUAUGACCACAAAGUAUCGCUGUGGUUCUAGGGGAUACCCAGCUUCUCUCUGGCACUGACUUGGGUGGAAGUUGCCGGAGUUUUCUGUAUGGUUGCACCACCUGGAUGGAGUGGUACCGUUACCUCUAAGAUGACACGUGCGAGAAUGAGGUCACGUGUUCAUAAUCUCCCUGCUGACUAAGGAAACCAGUAAAGGGACAGACUUAUGAGGUAUCAUCAGAGCCAUGACAUUGCAGGAGGUCGGACAGUGUCGGUUCAUGAAGGAUUAGAUUUAUUAACAGCGACUAAAAUUAGGAAACAUCAGUUUAGUCCUAGAAAAUAAAUAAAUAAUUUCUAAAUGGAGUAUGAUUUGAUGAAUCACAAAAUAUUGCCAACGGCAGCAUAAUUUUUAUGUACUUCUGCACUGGCUAUGAAGUGGAAAAUCUGGAGAAUUUUUUAGUUUAUUCAGAAUACUUUUCUUAAUACAGAGUAUUCUAUUUUAUAUGUUAAAAAACACACUUCCCCUGAGACUUAACAUUGUCAAGAUGUUAAAAAGAAAAACUGAAAGAUCUCUGGCUAUGAAGAGUGCAUUGUGUCAAAAGCCUUACUACAGCGGAAUGCCUAUAGCAUUUAAUAGCCACCAGUACAGAAAAUGUCAAUAACUUCUGUGUUUCUCAGAAUGACCUGUUUAGUCUUUUUAAAUGUUGUGUGUAUUUGGUACUGUGAUCGUUUAAAAAUUUCACUGAUAUAAGAAAAUCCUUGUGUUGUUAUUUUAAGUCCAGAGCCCAACCUAUAGCGCUCAUAUAAAGGUUAUGUAGAGAAAGUUUAUAUAAAUAUCAAUACUUGGAGCUGUGGGAUUUCUAUCAAGCUGUAAGAUGCAAAUGUAACAAGUUUUGGGCUGUCCAGUUGAUUUGUGGAAAAUAUACGUGUGUGUGGUCUACACUAAUAUAUCCUGUGAUGCCUGACAUGGACGAGAUCUACACCAAACAAGGCAGUAAAAUUCGGUUGUUUCUUCCAAUUAUAAGAUUAAACUUUUAGACAAUUUAUGCUUCGUGAUAAGCAUGUUACAUUGCUCGGUAUAUUCAUUCCAUCUUCAGAAGUGCCUUUCCAACCACAUAACAACUGAGUUAUCCUACAAAGAGAACAUCUGCUUCUCUUUCCGAGAGCCUCAAUGAUCUGGAAUGCAAAGUGCUUUUUAUCGGAGCGUGUCAGUAAUUUAAAUAACUGCAGCUAAUCAUCCCUUUAGAUGAGACACUUUCUCUCUCCAGAUGCCAUAACCUGUGGCCACAAGAAACACUUAAAAAAACAUUACUGGAAUAUCCUAGAAUAAAGUGAGACAUUUAAAUGAAUCCCACAAGGUCCAUAUUCCGUGACCUCAAUGAAUAAAAAUAGUAUAGUCUUAAAUUUACUUUAUAUUAGAUAUAUAAUAGAGUGAAAUGCAAAUAUUUAGAAAAGGAGUACAAAAUAGAUUAUUUUCUAACUGAUUUUGUAAUACCACAGUGAUAUUAUUUCUUCUGAUGAAAUAUAUGCUAAUGUAGAUUUCAGCAACAGUUUACAGUAUCAAAUAGCACAAUGAAUUAUCACCCUGCGUGGCUGUGAGGCCCAGACUUCUCUCUGUGGCAUCUUUAGGUUUCCCAAAGAACUCAAUAAGCCAAUUAAGAAAACAAAGCAAUCCCCAUCUCACAAGUUGCAAAUUUUUUUUUCUUCAUGUCAAAAUUCACUUGAGCCAUCUACUGCCCCCUAGUGGCUGCCAAUUCCUCAGACGCCUGUGGCCCAUUUUGUUGCUGUGUUGACAAAAAAAACGUGUUCAGUACUUCGUGAAUGAGCCUUAAAUAUUCUCUCCCUGAUGUCAACGCAUUUGACUGCAUAGGUCACUUCAGCCAGUACAAUGGUGGUUUGUUUCUGUGACUCUUUGUCACAAUACCUGCCGAGGUUGGUUAAAACCUUUGUCUUUCUGUACUUUUAUAUUAUUGUCUUCAGUGCUAGUGGGUAGCAUGAUGUACAGCCUGGUGCCCGUGUGGUAAAUUCGUGCCCUAUAGCCACCUUUCUGCUCUUUAUAUGCAUGCUUAAUUGUUAUUUUUGUGUAACAUGAACUAAGGUGCCAAUAACAGUAUUUUUGACAAGGGAAGACGAAAAGAUCCUUUAAAAUGUUGUCUACUACUGGGAUAAGUGUUUGAUGAACUCGUGAACGGUUUUGGCCAACUUUGACAGAAGUCUAUUCAGCUCCCAACCCAGACCAAUCGCAUCCCCCAACGAAAGGAGACAUCGAUUUAAAUGGCAAGUAUUUGCCAGAAAAAGAAAUGGAUUUUAGAGAUGGUGUGCUUUUUAUGCGAGUUUACAACCAGAGAAUACAGACGAAACAUAGACAUCUCAACAUGCUCCCCACAAUUGGCAUGGCAAGUAUCUCUGCGCAUGUACUGAGUGGCGCCAGGUUCGGAAACGGUUAAGUUCAGGCUUAGGCUAUGCAACACGAGUGGCUUAGAAAUUAAGCUCAAAGGGAGAUCGGUGUUUCAUAUUAUAUAUAAAAAAGAUCUGAAUUUCAGUGUAAUACUUCUCUAAAUUUAUGACCCGUGAAUGUGCUGAGCAUGUUAUUCGGCAUUUAUGUAUGAUAUCGUUUGACUUUCCCUUGAGGAAUCAGGAACCAGCUAUUCCACAGCUGAUUGUAAACGAAGAUGGGUCAAGGCGUGAGGCCAGCAGCUGGACGAGCAUUUCGACUUCAGCGAGGCCUGACUUGGACGGUUUAUAUAAUACUGUUUUUGGUCUCAUCUCCUCCUAAAACCUGAGGGGCUUAUUUUAGACCGGACCUGGUUAUCUCUUUGGGGGGGCGGUGAAGACUGGUGCGGGAGGGAUUAUGCACCACAAGUCUCUCUCCCACAGCACGGCAGAAAUUGGGCAAGCGAAAUACUACAUAUGAAUCAGAUUUCAUAUUUAAACUAUGAGCUAAUCCAGUCUUGCAUCUUCAGGGGAGUCAGUCAGGGGGUGUUUUUUUACAGUUAUAUAAAUAUAUGACUAUAUUUGAGGCAGGAAGGUGGUUCAGUGGGAGCCUCACACCUCCAGUGCUGGGGCUAUGAUUCUUCCCCAGGCUCUAUGUGUGUGUGUGUGUGUGUGUGUGUGUGUAUGUUUCUUGUCUGCUGUAACACAGGGGCACCGCUACAGAUUUUGGGCCCCAUGAAUGUAUAUCAUAUUUUGCUCCCAACUCAGACCAUUCCAAUUAGGUUGCAUAUGUUUUAGGGCCCCUGUCACUCAGGGACCCUUGGAAAGUUGAACGCACCCCCUCCUCCCCUAUACGGCACCCCUGAUUUAUAUUGCUAACGAGUUUCCCAAUGUUUACAAAUCAAGGCCAUUGGACGAUAUAACUGUACUGAAAUAAGCAUAGACCCCCCACCAGGGAAGAAAAAGAUCGACAUAUACAUGAAAAUGUAGGGAGAAUAGAUUGGUACACUUGAAGUUACAUGGGAUAAGUUAAACAACAUAUCAGUUGUCAUUUGUGGGCUUUUUAAAUGUUUAUGUUAUUCUGCAAUAUAAGCUACAGUCUGCAUCCAUCCCUGAGAGUUUCCGGUACACAGUAAUGGAAACCUCAUGUGUAAAUAAGAUUGGGGUCAGAGUUACGCUGACAAAGGUCAAAGGUCAUGUCCGCUCUUCUGCUUGUUGUAUGGUUAUCCACUUUGUUUUUGUUUUUUUUUUAGAUUGACCACACUGUUUAAAUGUCUGUUUUCUUUCAGUGUACAUAUAACAGAUGAAUUUUGUACACCGUUGAAAUAUUGACUUUUAAUCGCAUUAAAUGUUUUUUUGACAGUG